Messenger RNA from Gloeophyllum trabeum ATCC 11539, 473 nucleotides. RefSeq lists its product as uncharacterized. The transcript is spliced from 3 exons. NCBI's taxonomy places the organism in Eukaryota, Fungi, Basidiomycota, Agaricomycetes, Gloeophyllales, Gloeophyllaceae. The record is from RefSeq and is a predicted model, not a curated record. The annotation marks the transcript as partial.
CAGGGGGCUAUUGUAGCUAUCCUGCGGCAGGCGUUCUUCACCGGGAAGAAUAACUUCGCGCUUCGCCACCCAUCGUUGUUCACAUCAAGUCUCAAGGACCGUGAAGACGAGCUGGAGGCUCCGCUUGGGAUGGUGGCCUUUGUCUGUACUGCGAUACAUGCAACCAUCGACGAAUGGUCGAGUGGUGUCCUUGUGCCCGAGGAUUUCUCAGGAAGUGGCUGGGCCGCUACAUACGAUAUUCAUGUCGGGAUGCUCGAAGAUGUCCGUGAUACGCAGCCGCGACGGUAUCACGAUCAUAUGCACUAUCUUUAUAAACAGGCAACCAUGUCUACUCGCAAUGCCGCUUCCAUUGAUACGAAACAGCCCAAUGCGCUGUCACUGAUGGACCUCUCAGAGCUAGACUAAAUAUAUAGACAUAUGGUUGUAGAUUAAAGCAUGUCCUUAUUACAAGCAAUAAUGUUCUUAUAAUCCGU